ACUGUAUAUACAAUCUGGGUCAGCUGCAGCUGGUUACUGAAUUUCUCCAUGUGGCAGACAGAGCAAAGCCACAAUGCUUUCUCUGCUGGAUUAAAGACAGCCCGCAGACCAGGAACUUCCACUAUACUACUUAAAAUUACAUAGGUGGCUUGUCAAAUUCAAUUGAUUUGUGCUGUAAGAAGAAAAAGAAGUUCCUUAGUACAGCUUGGAUUCAACGGUCCAAAACAAAAAUGCAGUUGCCAUUAAAGUCACAGACGAACAAACUUCACUGAUUUUUAAAAGCAAGAGUAAGAGCAGCAAGUCUCUGGGUUUGCUUUAUCAACAGAUGCAAAAGACGUCAUAUAACCUCGUUUCAAAAUGAAGGCUUUUAUCUGGACCCUAAGUGUGCUAUUCUUCCUACUAAUGGGCAUUGGACAUUGCAGAGGAGGACAGUUGAAAAUAAAAAAAAUAACCCAGAGGAGAUACCCUCGUGCCACAGAUGGUAAAGAGGAAGCAAAGAAAUGUUCAUACACGUUCCUGGUACCUGAACAAAAAAUAACAGGGCCAAUAUGUGUCAAUACCAAAGGGCAAGAUGCAGGUACCAUUAAAGACAUGAUCACCAGGAUGGACCUUGAAAACCUGAAGGACGUGCUCUCCAGGCAGAAGCGGGAGAUAGAUGUCCUGCAAUUGGUGGUGGAUGUAGAUGGAAACAUUGUCAAUGAGGUAAAGCUGCUGAGAAAAGAAAGCCGUAACAUGAACUCUCGUGUUACUCAACUCUAUAUGCAACUAUUACAUGAGAUUAUCCGUAAGAGGGAUAAUUCACUCGAACUUUCCCAGUUGGAAAAUAAAAUCCUCAAUGUCACCACAGAAAUGUUGAAGAUGGCAACAAGGUACAGGGAACUAGAGCUGAAAUAUGCUUCCCUGACUGAUCUUGUCAAUAACCAGUCUGUGAUGAUCACUUUGUUGGAAGAACAGUGCUUGAGGAUAUUUUCCCGACAAGACCCCCAUGUGUCUCCUCCUCUCGUCCAGGUAGUGCCACAGCACAUUCCUAACAGUUAUCAGUAUACUCCUGGUCUGCUGGGAGGCAAUGAGAUACAGAGGGAUCCAGGUUACCCCAGAGAUUUAAUGCCACCACCUGAUCUGGCAACUUCUCCCACCAAAAGCCCUUUCAAGAUACCACCGGUUACGUUCAUCAAUGAAGGACCAUUCAAAGACUGUCAGCAUGCAAAAGAAGCUGGACAUUCAGUCAGUGGGAUUUAUAUGAUCAAACCUGAAAACAGCAAUGGACCAAUGCAGUUAUGGUGUGAGAACAGUUUGGAUCCUGGGGGUUGGACUGUUAUUCAGAAAAGAACAGAUGGCUCUGUCAACUUCUUCAGAAAUUGGGAAAAUUAUAAGAAAGGAUUUGGAAACAUAGAUGGAGAAUAUUGGCUUGGACUGCAAAAUAUCUAUAUGCUUAGCAAUCAAGAUAAUUAUAAGUUGUUGAUUGAAUUAGAAGACUGGAGUGAUAAAAAAGUCUAUGCAGAAUAUAGCAGCUUUCGCCUGGAACCUGAAAGUGAAUUCUAUAGACUGCGCCUGGGAACUUACCAGGGGAAUGCUGGGGAUUCUAUGAUGUGGCAUAAUGGUAAACAGUUCACCACACUGGACAGAGAUAAAGAUAUGUAUACAGGAAACUGCGCCCACUUUCAUAAAGGAGGAUGGUGGUACAAUGCCUGUGCACACUCUAACCUAAAUGGAGUAUGGUACAGAGGAGGCCAUUACAGAAGCAAGUACCAAGACGGAAUAUUUUGGGCUGAAUACCGAGGUGGCUCAUACUCCUUGAGAGCAGCUCAGAUGAUGAUCAAGCCUAUUGACUGAAGGGAGACAGUCUCCAAUUUAAAUGACAUAGAACUCUAUUUUUCAGUUCCUAAAAAUGUAAAUGUUACAUGUAUAUUAUUUUGCACAAUUCAUUUCUACAGAUAUAGUUUUUUAAAUGAAUUUUACUACAACUAUAAAAGGGGAUUUAUGAAUGUAGUCUCAUCUUCCCUUAAUAUACUGCAGAUUAUUUGUAUCUAUAAUCCAAGUUAUUUUAAAAAUAUUAUUGACUAAUUACAGGCAAAGUUUGUUCUCUAAAAUGUAAAUAUUUGCCACAAUGUAAAACAAAUUUUAGCUUUAUUUUAAAUCAAAAUUCAAUCAUGUUCAAGAUCCUUAUCAAUUUAUUUAAAAACUUUAUGAAAAUGCUAUAACUUCCAAUGGAAAAAUAAUUUUAAGAUUUCAGCAAAAUAAUACAUUUUAUUUAUAAAAAUAUAGACAGGAAAUUAGAAGAAAACUCUAGUUUUGCCAACAUUCUACAUUGAAUAAAAGUUACUUCAAAGUGAAUUUGUGCCUUUCACAUGAAAUGAUUAAAUAUGAAUUCUUGACAAUAUAUUUUAUGUCAAUUUCCCAAAAGAAUUAAGAAACCCACAGUAUUAAAAUACGUAUCUUUAAAAACAAAAAAAUAAUGUAUGCCGUAUUUAAAUGGUCAAUUUAUAAAAACAGAAAUAUACAAAUGAAUUUUUCAAUAUUAUCUUCAUAUGAUUUGCUGAACAUCAAAAUCUCCUGAAAUCUAUUUUAUGUUGUUAUAUCAGUAAAGUGUUGAUAUUACAAAAGUGCAGAAUAUUUAGUGAGCCAAUGGUUUAAAGAACUGAAUUAUAACUCUAGGUUUAUUUAUUAAUACUUUUUCCUCCCUAAUUUACUGAUCUUUACUAUUUAGAAAAAACUUGUCUGCUAGUCAAGUCAGAAAGCUUGGACAGCUUUACAAGCAUUACUGCAUACUUACGGGUGAGACUAAAACAACUUCAAGAAACUGUUAGAUAUUUUUCCAAUACUGAGAUUCAACAGCUUCAGGAUGGAAUACACAGGGGUUUGGCUAGUCCAAACUGCCAAUUCCAGUGUGUGUGUGUGUGUACCUUUAACUCAUCUUUGCAACUAACAACUUUAUUACCAAUCUUCCAGAACAAUUUUCUUCUAGAAAUUAUGUUCUGCUUAGAGCUGACCUUCCCUUAAUUCAUUUGUGAACUAAAAAUUUUAGAGAAAUCUCUUGAGACUUUUGCUCAACCAAUCAAAACUGAAGAUAAUUAUCUGAACAACUCAAGUCCAUCAACACGACCAAUGUUUUUGCUCUGCCACAUCUCAAAAUAAAACUUCUGGUGAAAGAAGGUAAGAGAACAUCAAACCCUGAAACCCUGAUGUAAUUCUUUGUUUUACCUGUGGUCCUUUCGGGAUGGCUUUAAAGUCCCUCUCCACCACCCCCAGAACCAGAAAAAUCUGCUAUAAGAUUUCUGGGAGAAAUUAGGCAUCUAAUUGUUUCAUCAAAUCUUAACUGAAUAAAAUUUUACUAGGGCAUUCCAUUUAUUUGCAGAACUACAGCAUUUCACUUAAACAUCCAAAACCCUAUUAAAGACCAGUCUUAGAGAAUUUUCACAGAAGAGGAAUAUUAUUAAAGCUAGAAUCAUGUGAAAGUCAACAAACUAGAAAACUGUGCUGAAUGCUAACUGCCUUGGCCACAGGGUGCAUUGUGCUCUCCUUUAUAGAGGUGCUAUAGCUCUGCUCUGAAGUUCCUGGAAAGCUUAAGAAUGACUUAGGCAAGUGAGUUCCUUGAGAUCAAGGAAUAAGAAGCAGUAUUGGGCUUCCCUGGUGGCGCAGUGGGUGAGAGUCCGCCUGCCGAUGCAGGGGACACGAGUUCGUGCCCUGGUCCGGGAAGAUCCCACGUGCCGCGGAGCGGCUGGGCCCGUGAGCCAUGGCCUCUGAGCUUGCGUGUCCGGAGCCUAUGCUCCGCAACGGGAGAGGCCACAGCAGUGAGAGGCCCGCGUACCGCAAAGGAAAAAAAAAAAGAAGCAGUAUUAUGUCAUAGCUAAGCAUAGGUCCUGAAGGCAGAACUGCUUGGGUUUGUGACCCAAAUCUACCAGGUACAUGUGUUCCCUGGGGCAAUUUAUGUAUUCCUGCCUCAGUUUUGUUAUCUAUAAAAUGGAGAUAACAACAGUACCUAGCUCACGUAGUUACUGUGAAAAUCAAAGGAGGUAAUACAUGUGGUAAAACAUUUAGAAUAAUGCCUGACACUAGUAAGUACUCAGUAGCCUUUAAGUACCAGAUUACUACUGCUCAUCUAUGUACUUUCUGCAUUACCUAUCACGGUGCCUUGCAUAGAGUGAGUAAUAAAUGUACUAAAAGAAACAAUAUAUCCAAAUUUUCAGGUGCAAAAUUACACUGAUCCAUGAUCUUCAUUUGCAAACCUAACAGAGCUAUGUCAGCUGUUACAGCAGGUAGUUAAGAGAAUGGGCCGUAAGAAAAAUUAAGGUAAGAAUAGCUAUAGUAAGGGAUUUCAGCCUAAUGAGAAUCUUGUCAGAGAUUAGAUAAGUCACAUGUAUGGCAGGCAAGGUCCGAUAGCUAGCUACUUUACAGGUUACCAAGGAAUAAGGUAUGGUUGCCUGACAUUCAGUAGGAUUGAGCUAUAACCUUGCAGCUGGUUUAUAGAAGGAUUAUUUAUGCUUAGUUAUUUUUAAUAAAUGAAAUGAAGCUUAACCUAAAAAUGACUUAGACUCUAUUCUCCACUCAAUGGGAUACCAUCAAUGUCAAGGAAACUUGGCAUCUCUGAAGUAGACUUUUAAAACAUGAGAUAUUGGAUAAGGCCAAUAUUAGAAACCAUCCCGAAAUUUAGUAGAUAUGAACUAACAAGCUCAUCCUCAGGCUCCAAGCCUGGUUGAGUAUAAAGAUCAAAUUUUCAGUCUAAUAUUCACUUGACUCUAUGAGUCAUGAUACAGGAGUGCUAAUUCUUCUAGCAUUAUAUUUCUUAGGACUCCUACUGGUAAUAAUAUAAUAAGCCUGUAAAAACUUCCACAAUCAUGAAAAUGUUUCAAAUUACUUGUAAACCUUUACUAAUGUGAUAUGAUUUUUAUAUAUUUAAAUUAAUCAAUGGUAAGUUAAAAAUGAUUACAUCCUAACAAUUUUUUAGUCUUUUAUUUAGUGACUGAGAAAAUAAGAAAAGAAUGAUUCCACUUACGAUGAUGCCAUGACCCCUCCUCAAAAAGCCAUCUAAAAAUAAGCUCAGUUUUCAAUUUUAUCAGUGGGGUCAAUAGUUAUUACAUCGUAAUUCUAUAGAUAAUUACAGGAAAGACUGAAGAAUGAACUCAAAAUUAAAACUAAGGACAGAUUUCCAAAAUAUUAAUAUAAUUCCACAAUGCUUUCUUUGAACUAUAAAUGAAAUGGUUAUAAUGCAUAUCUUUAUAGCAAGUGAAUUUAACCUCCCUUGCCCCAGUUUCUCCACUUAUAAUAUAUGAAUAAUAUCAUGUAUCUUAUACAUUGUUGUUAAGAAUUAGAUAAUUUAUGUAAAGUAUACAGUGUUGGGCAUAGAGGAUUAAGUUGCAAAUAAAUGUUACUUAUUAAGAUUUUUAUUAUUAGUCUCCUGUUAAGGUUUGCUAAAAAAUUUACAAAAUACAUUACUGAAAUAUCAGCUGUUGGAAACACUACUGGCAAAGCUGCUGCAACUGGGGGAACCUGAUUCUGUUUAUGAUUAAAAUGCAGAUCUGUAUAGCUUCUACACAUGAUAUUUUUUAAAGAUACAAGGCCACUAAGAGAAAAACUAUGAAAAUGGGAAAGAAAUCAAUG
Molecule: messenger RNA, 5598 nt
Organism: Lagenorhynchus albirostris (white-beaked dolphin)
Lineage: Eukaryota; Metazoa; Chordata; Mammalia; Artiodactyla; Delphinidae
Gene: ANGPTL1
Product: angiopoietin like 1
Exons: 5
Coding region: 358-1833 (491 amino acids)
Biological process (GO): cell surface receptor protein tyrosine kinase signaling pathway
Source: RefSeq, a predicted model, not a curated record